AAAAAAAAUAUCACGAAGGAUCAGCAACUUUUCUGCUCCUCCUCUCUAAACAACACAAGACCUCUUCGCCCUUAAACAUCCUGCCUUCAUAAAAGAAAGAAGAUAUGGGGGGCAAGACCGGUAACAAGGCUGGCUACUUCGACAAGCUCAAGGGUUUGCUCGAGGAGUACAAGUCCAUCUUCAUCGUCGGUGUCGACAAUGUCAGCUCUCAGCAGAUGCACGAGAUUCGCCAGUCGCUCCGCGGCGAGGCUGUCGUCCUGAUGGGCAAGAACACCAUGGUUCGUCGUGCCCUCAAGACCUUCGUCUCCGAGUCUCCGGAGUACGAGCGUCUCCUGCCUUACGUCAAGGGCAACGUUGGUUUCGUCUUCACCAACAGCGACCUGAAGGAGAUCCGCGACAAGAUCCUCCAGAACCGUGUCAGGGCCCCUGCCCGUGCCGGUGCCGUCGCCCCCGACGAUGUCUGGAUUCCUGCCGGAAACACCGGUAUGGAGCCCGGCAAGACCUCGUUCUUCCAGGCCCUUGGUGUCCCCACCAAGAUUGCCCGUGGUACCAUUGAAAUCACCACGGACCUCAAGCUCGUUGAGGCUGGUGGCAAGGUCGGAGCCUCCGAGGCUACCCUGCUGAACAUGCUGAACAUCUCGCCCUUCACCUACGGUCUUACCGUCGAGCAGGUCUACGACCAGGGCAACUGCUUCCCCUCCAGCGUCCUGGACAUUGGUGAGGAGCAGCUCCUCAAGUCGUUCAGCUCGGCAAUUGCCACCAUCGCCGCCAUCUCGCUGGCUCUCGACUUCCCCACCUGGCCCUCGGUCAUCCACUCGGUUGUCAACUCGUACAAGAACAUCCUGUCAAUUGCCCUCGAGACCGAGUACAGCUUCCCCGCCGUCGAAGAGCUCAAGGACCGCAUUGCCAACCCCGACGCCUACGCCUCGGCUGCCCCUGCCGCCGGCGGUGCCGGUGGUGGCGACGCCCCCGCCGCUGAGGCCAAGAAGGACGAGUCCGAGGAGGAGCAGUCCGACGAGGACAUGGGCUUCGGUCUCUUCGACUAAACGCCUUUAUGACGCCAUGAUUCGACUUGUCAACGCCAGCCAUCUCUGGCCAGUGUGGAAAGGUAGCUCAUGUGGACAGAAGCAGUUCACUUAUCUACACCAAAUGAAAUGAAGUAAUGGCCAGCCGUCUGUCUCUGGUGACGUGAUAUGAUGAUAACUAUGGUGUGCUGUACCUCAGCCAAGUUCCAUCUACCACAAUAGUGUUUAUCCAGAUUCGUAUAUGCCAUAUGCCCAGUCCCAAGCAAGGACAAGAUUUGUCUUGUAUCCGUAAGCUGUAAAGACCUGGCACACCGCAAAGAUUCAGCCACGUGAAGUUGGAAGAUUUUGUACGGGUAAGGUCUAGAUGUACACGUCUAAUUCUACAGAUCCUUGCAUUUAUAUGACCAGCCGAAUGGUUCCCAAGCCAUUAAUUCGUAGGCACCUGAUAUCCAUUCUGCA
Pyricularia oryzae 70-15 is the source of this 1484-nucleotide messenger RNA. Its product is annotated as 60S acidic ribosomal protein P0. Gene Ontology annotation, biological process: cytoplasmic translation; ribosomal large subunit assembly; ribosome biogenesis. Bases 105 to 1046 code for a protein of 313 amino acids. NCBI's taxonomy places the organism in Eukaryota, Fungi, Ascomycota, Sordariomycetes, Magnaporthales, Pyriculariaceae. The record is from RefSeq and is a predicted model, not a curated record. The transcript has 3 exons. Gene Ontology annotation, molecular function: large ribosomal subunit rRNA binding; structural constituent of ribosome. Gene Ontology annotation, cellular component: cytosolic large ribosomal subunit.